AAUGGGUAACAGCACAUCUUAAAAUGAAUUUAACGCUCAACAUUAUUAACACAAUUCAGGUUUAUCUAUAAAAGAAGUUGAAGGAAUAAAAAAUGUUUUUGAUUCUUUGGAUCCAAAAGUAUUUAUCAAAAAAUUCAAAAUGUUAGGAUGGCUUAAUAUAGACAGGAACACUUCGAAAACUUUACAGAGACUCAUAUGAUGCACCAUAGUUAAAUAAUAAGAUUGGGGAUAGAGAAACAUUAACAUUUGAUCAAUUUUUUGAGUUAAUGAAAACUGAUAUGUUAGAGAAAAAACGACAAUUUCCAGGAGUAGAUUUUGAUGAUGGUAUAAAUGAAAAUGUUUAAUGUUUCUUUUGCCAUCCUCAAAGACAACAGAGUUGA
Molecule: messenger RNA, 380 nt
Organism: Paramecium pentaurelia
Lineage: Eukaryota; Ciliophora; Oligohymenophorea; Peniculida; Parameciidae
Source: the annotation of a GenBank genome assembly